This is a messenger RNA of Leptomonas pyrrhocoris, 1314 nucleotides long. RefSeq names its product putative origin recognition complex subunit 1 (ORC1) putativecell division cycle 6 (CDC6). The record is from RefSeq and is a predicted model, not a curated record. Gene Ontology annotation, biological process: mitotic DNA replication checkpoint signaling; DNA replication initiation. Bases 19 to 1314 code for a protein of 431 amino acids. Gene Ontology annotation, molecular function: ATP binding; ATP hydrolysis activity; DNA replication origin binding. NCBI's taxonomy places the organism in Eukaryota, Euglenozoa, Kinetoplastea, Trypanosomatida, Trypanosomatidae. The transcript has a single exon. Gene Ontology annotation, cellular component: nuclear origin of replication recognition complex.
GUCGAUUUAAGAGAGGCAAUGAAGCGUGAGCGCCAAGCUGAUCAACAGGAAGCCGCUGUCGCUGCCUUAAGAAAAGGAGCCCAGGCUUUAAGCGUGUCGAGCAGCAUUUCAACUAAGGAUCUUGUUUGCAGGGAGGCUCACGCGAAGGCAAUACAGAAUUUCUUGGAGGAUGGUAAGCAUCACACAAUGCAAAUCUUCGGAAUGCCAGGAACAGGCAAAACGGCAACCGUGAACUAUGUGUUGGCACAGUUGGCAGCAAAGCACGGCACUAAGCCCACAGCCGUGUUCUUGAAUGGAUUUGUGGUUCAGAAAAGCUCUGACAUUUACUACACUCUGAACCAUCACCUCACCAAAGCGCGCCUCGGCACGGUGGAGCAGUGUCCUGCUGCGCAGUGUGCAUCGAAUAUUGAGAAGCAUUUCCGUCACGGCUGGGGCAACAAACCGCUGUCUCUCUGUGUCAUCAUCAUCGACGAAGUCGACAAGAUUCUUGAAAAGCAUGCCAAGGGCCUGUUCAAAGUGGUGGAUUGGCUGACCUUGCCGUACGCAAAUUGCAAGCUGAUCACUAUCUCCAACAGCAUGGACUUGCAAUUAGAUGCGAAAACGAAAAGCCGUCUCGGUGUGGUGAAUCAACUCGUCUUCUCGUCCUAUGGGAUGCACGAACUACGGCAAAUCUUGCUGCAUCGAGUGGGCGGGAUCGUGCCGAAGCUGUUUGCUGAUCAAGCACUGAAUCAGCUGUGCACGCAAACAGCCUCGCAUUACGGUGAUGUUCGCAGGCUUCUGCAGUCCGCGUCGGCGGCGAUCUGCAGUGUCCUUAUGAAAAUCCAGGACGACGCUGUGGACCUGAGUUCCGUUGACGGCAUUGUUUCGCUGCGCGAAAUCCACGCGGUAGUGCGUCAAAUCUUCCAUGACAGGUUUGUCGAAUUUAUUACAACGCUGCGGAAGCCCGUGCUAUUUAUCACAGUUGCGGUGUUGGGGAAAGAAACAGAAGAGCUUUUCAAAAGAAGAGAGGUGGAUUGCCGCUUGGCGGUAGAGCAGGUGCUGUUGAUCACCCAGCAAGCCCAGCGAAAGUGCAUGGGGGUGACCACGGCCAUCACCCGAGUUGCGUUUCUUGCAGAGAUCGAGCUGCUUCGCCAGGUGUCGUUGAUAGACGUGUCCAUGGGCGAGGAUAGAAUUCCCGUUCAUUCUGCGGACGGGCUGCUUGAGUCUACUGAGGAUGUGUACGUUUCCCUUUUGCAGCCUUAUCAGAUGGUUGUUGAUGCUUGUAGAUUGCACGACACAUUCGGGGCAACUUAUGGGGCAGCCCUCCACCUUUAA